AUGGAUGAAAGCAGAACAGGGCCAGCUGCGGGGACCCACAGAAAACAAAGAGAUCAGGCAUUCGGAACUUUGCUAAUCAUGCCACUGAGGCCUGACCUCAUAUUGGCAGCAGCCCAGAAGAAUGUAAUAGAAUUAGAUGGCUUGGUGACAACUAGACCUGAUGUUAUUGAUUAUGUUUUCCCCUUGCGGAGACCUAAUUGGGACCCCAAUACGUACGAAGUUAGGGGGAGCCUGUCCACCUAUCGCCAGACUCCCAUGAGAGAUCUCCAGAAAGCAGCUAGGAAGCCCACCAAUUUUGCCAAGGUAAAAGAGGUAAUACAGGGACCCUACGAGCCUCCCGGGGUUUUCAUAGAAAGGCUAAUGGAAGCCUACAGGAGGUAUACCCCUUUCGAUCCAACCUCCAAAACUCAUCAAGCUUCAGUCAUUAUGGCUUUUGUAGGGCAGUCAGUAGCAGAUAUUAGAAAGAAACUUCAGAGGCUGGAGGAUAUCCGGGGAAAGACAUUACAGGACCUAGUAAAGGAGGCUGAAAAAGUGUUCAGUAAGAGAGAAAGAAAGGAGGAAAGAGAGGAGCGACUAGAAAAGGGGGGUCGGGGCUCCAACCGCCUCCGGGAGCUCAGGGCUAAAUUUAAGGUGGAGGGGAUUCCCAUAGACUUUGAACUUGACACAGGGGCAGUAUACUCGGUCCUAAAGAAGCCUUUAGGAUCUCUCUCUAGUAAGCAAUCCUUAGUACAAGGAGCUAAUAGAAGUAGCUACCAUUCUUGGACUACUUCCCGAGCUAUGGACUUGGGGAAAGGAGAAAUCAAGCAUUCUUUCCUGGUCAUACCAAACUGCCCCUCACCUCUAUUGGGAUGGGACUUGCUAACCAAACUCAGAGCCCAGAUAAUUGCUUUUCUAAAUCCCAAUGUCCAACCACUUACCACCUCUGUCCUGACCAUUAGGGCUGAGGAUGAAUAUAGACUAAUCACAAAUGAUCCCUUGCCACAUGGAAACCAAGACACCGAUUUUUGGUUAAGAAUAGCUCUGGGACCUUGGGCCAAAACUGCUGGACUGGGGAUGUCUACCUUGCAGGCUCCAAUAGUGGUAGAGUUGAAAGCUACUGCUGUUCCUGUGUGAGUCAGACAGUACCCCAUGAAUCAGGAAGCGAAGAAAGGCAUAACUCCUUAUAUUCGGAAACUUCUCCAACAGGGGGUUCUAGUACAGUGUCAGUCAGCCUGUAAUACUCUACUACUCCCAGUUAAAAAGCCAGGAACCGGGGACAAUCGGCCAGUACAGGAACUAAGGGCGGUUAAAAGCCAAGUAGAAGUCAUCCAUUCCACUGUGCCUAACCCAUACAAUCUCCUCAGCACCUUAAGCCCUGAAAGAGUAUGGUACACUGUACUGGACUUAAAGGAUGCUUUCUUCUGCCUGUCUCUACAUCCGGCCAGUAAACCCUUAUUUGCUUUUGAGUGGACUGAUCCGGAGGCAGGAAUUUCAGGUCAACUAACCCGGACCAGAUUGCCCCAGCAAUUUAAGAACUCCCCUACCAUCUUUGAUGAGGCCUUGCACCAAGACUAGUCUUUCCACAGCCAGCACCCCCAGAUUACCUUGCUACAGUAUGUGGAGGGUCUUUAA
Messenger RNA from Suncus etruscus (white-toothed pygmy shrew), 1611 nucleotides. RefSeq lists its product as uncharacterized. Gene Ontology annotation, biological process: proteolysis; virion assembly. The record is from RefSeq and is a predicted model, not a curated record. NCBI's taxonomy places the organism in Eukaryota, Metazoa, Chordata, Mammalia, Eulipotyphla, Soricidae. Gene Ontology annotation, molecular function: aspartic-type endopeptidase activity.